AUGGCAACACCGACAAACUCUAUAAAACUAUUUAUUUUAUGUGUGAUUUUAACAGAUGUAAGCCACAUAUCACAGACGACAAGGUAUUUCUUUAACUCAGAUCAUGCUACUAGCUCCAGAUUUGAAAAUCAAUUCGCUAUUAACCAAAGAAAAUUAGAUUAUUCCUGUACUGGAGCUGAACAACUCAAAUGUAACUGGACUUUUCAGGGAUUUCAAACAAAUGCCCUACAUCAACUAUUCUACCACACCCAGUAUACAAGGAGAAAUCUAGCAAUACCAAUUGACUUUCGUUUUUGUGUAAAAAUAUUGAUAAUUCAGCUUUCUGGAGACAUUGCCCUUAACCCAGGGCCCAUUAAAUUUCCCUGUGGAGGCUGCUACAGGCCUGUAGCUUCAAACCACCGUGCAGUGUACUGCGAGGCAUGCUACUUAUGGUGGCACAUCAAAUGUGCUGCUAUCUCAGCAAGUGAAUACGUCAAACUAAGUAACGACGACGAACCCUGGUUGUGCAGAAACUGUAACACGUUUCAUUUUAGUGACUCAUAUUUCGAACCGAACAUCAGCUUAGACUCUUCAAUUCAAUCGGAUUGUGAAGACAAUGACAUUCCAGCUAUUUUUGAUGAACUUAUAAAUAUUAAAAAAGAAAGUCCAAAUAAAUUCACAUGUGCAUAUAUAAAUAUUAAUAGUUUAAGGAACAAAUUCGACUUUUUAAAAGAAAUUCUUAUUAAAAAUAUUGUUGAUAUUCUAUUUAUUGCAGAAACAAAACUAGAUGGUUCUUUCCCGGAUGCACAAUGGCAGGUUAACGGAUAUCACUUAUGGCGAGCAGACAGAAAUGACAAAGGUGGUGGGAUUGCAGUGUACUUAAGGUCAGAUAUAGCUGGAGAUAGAAAAUCAAAUCUCGAAUUUACAGAUAUAGAAUCUAUAUUCAUAGAGGUAUAAAAAUGUAGCCAUUAUCCCUCAG
This is a messenger RNA of Ruditapes philippinarum (Manila clam), 958 nucleotides long. RefSeq lists its product as uncharacterized. Lineage: Eukaryota; Metazoa; Mollusca; Bivalvia; Venerida; Veneridae. The transcript is spliced from 2 exons. Bases 1 to 936 code for a protein of 311 amino acids. The record is from RefSeq and is a predicted model, not a curated record.